Molecule: messenger RNA, 2232 nt
Organism: Dermatophagoides farinae (American house dust mite)
Lineage: Eukaryota; Metazoa; Arthropoda; Arachnida; Sarcoptiformes; Pyroglyphidae
Source: RefSeq, a predicted model, not a curated record
AUGACGUGCACCGGUCAUAGGAGUGGUGCAUUUAGUUUCGGUUAUACAUAUUACAGUCUCAUUGUGUAUUCCGUGGCCAAAAUCCGAAUAAAAAUCGGAAUUUUUUGGCUUCGAAUCAAAUACACUUACAACAAAACAAAACUGGCCACAACGGAUUUAACACAUCAAAACGAUAUUUUCCCGCCACGACACCACCUAGUGGGCGUUGGAACUAACAUAGAAUCAAGACGAAGAAGAGUUUCAUCAUCGCCCACAUCAUCGGCUACAUCGUCCGUUUCAUCGAUUGCAUCAUCAUCAUCUAAUGAUCGUCAUUCAAUAUCAUCGCUAAAUAAUAAUAAUAAUAAUACGAAUAAUAAUAUAAAAAGAAAGUAUUCAUCCAAGCGAACAACAACAAUAACAUCACCUAAAAAACUUCAACAUCAUCAUAAUCGGACAUCAUUGAUUGUUGAUAACAAUCAUUCAAAGCAAUCACAAUUGAUCACUGGUUGUUGCCCUUCACCUUCAUCUUCACCACAACUACCAUCAUCGGCUGCUACAAGCCAAUCAUCAUCAUCAUCAUCAUCAUUGAUUGAGAAAUCUAAAACAACGGCUCCUCAACUAUCAUCAUUAUCGCCGUUAUCGGCGUUAUCAUCGCUUGGUGGACCAUUUGGACCAUCACAGCUUCAUGGCAUGACAGCCCUUGGCCUUGGUGCAGCGGCCUUAGCAGCACUAUCGGCAUCAGCCAUGGCAAAUGGUGCAAUCGUUGGAGGAUUGGCGGCCAAUGCUAAUGUUUCAUCUCAAUCAUCAUCGCCUAAUUCAUCUGGGAAUUCUUCAAGUCAAACAUCAAAUACAUCACAACAACAGCAAGCAGCGGCUGCUGCGGCAGCUGCUGCUGCAGCAGCAUAUGGAACACAUCCGGCAGCUGCAAUGUUCAUGUUACCUACGUUGAAUUUUACAGUCGGACAGGUAGCGGCCGUUUGUGAAACAUUGGAAGAAAGUGGUGAUAUCGAAAGACUUGGUCGAUUUUUGUGGUCAUUACCGGUAGCACAUCCAAAUUGUGCGGAAUUGAACAAAAAUGAAUCCGUACUUAGAGCUCGGGCAUUAGUCGCAUUUCAUGCGGGCAAUUUUCGUGAACUAUAUCAUAUACUCGAAAAUCAUCGUUUUACAAAAGGUUCACAUUCAAAAUUACAAGCAAUGUGGCUAGAAGCACAUUAUCAAGAAGCGGAAAAACUUCGUGGCCGUCCAUUAGGACCGGUAGAUAAAUAUCGUGUACGAAAAAAGUUUCCAUUGCCACGAACAAUUUGGGAUGGUGAACAGAAAACACAUUGUUUUAAGGAACGUACACGAACAUUAUUACGUGAAUGGUACAUCAAUGAUCCAUAUCCUAAUCCAACAAAAAAACGUGAACUAGCUCAAGCAACGGGCCUAACACCUACACAAGUCGGUAAUUGGUUCAAGAAUAGACGUCAACGUGACAGAGCGGCUGCUGCUAAAAAUCGACAAAUGGCACAACAAAUGCAUCAAAAAAUGCAUUUACAACAUUUAAGUGGCCGAAAUGUUUCAGGCAUCCAUCAUGGCCUUCAUCAUCAUCAUUCCGCUUUUGGUGGCCAUCCUCCUUCUUCUCAUCAUCAUCAUCAUCAUCAUAGAAAUUCGAGCUUAGGUUUUAAUACAACACCUACGUCAAUUUCAUCAACAACAUCAAAUGGUCAUAAAAAUUCUUCUCUACAUCGUUUCAGUGUAGAUGCAUUAGCUGGUAAUGAUUCACAUCAUCAUAGUGAUACAACAAGCUCCAAAGAUUAUGAUAUUGAUGAUGAUGAUGAUGAUGAUAUUCCAUUAAAUGUCACAUCAGAUGAUGAUGAUGAUGGUAUGAGUAUAGCAAGCUGGGAUGAAGAUUGUGGUGAUAUCGAUGAUGAUGACGAUGUUGUUGAUGAUGAUAUUGAUGAUCGUGUAAAUGAUAUCCAUCAUCUUAAUCAUCAUCGUAAUAAUAAUGAUGAUGAUGAUGAUGAAGAUGAAGAAAUUGAUGUUGGUCCAAUAAGUCCUACGGCUGUAUCGACAACAUCUGAAUCAAGUAAUCGUGGUAAUAAUAAUAAUGAUAAUAGAACAUUAGCAAUAACAACAACAUCAACAAAUCCAACAAUGUCAUUGUCUAAUAAACGUCGAAAACGAAAUUGAAAUUAUAAAUUAAAAUCAAUUAAUUAAUAAAUCAAUCAAUCAAUCAAAUUUUCACAUAAAUAGAAUCUAUAUUACACACCA